AUGGUUGGGAGUAGCGCUUUUGGCACCUUCAGAUGGCUGUCUCGCAGCUCAGGGGCUCUCCUUUCUGGAGCUGAGGCCACCACGGUUGGUCACGCUGCCAACACUUUAGACAUCCGAAUUGACGGUUUGCAGCAGCGAUGCCUUUCACGUUCGAUGGCCACAGUAACGGAGACGCCGGUACCGAACGUGCCUCCCUCGAGAGAAGAACUUCUUGCCAAGUGGGCUCCGAAGCCGGUCCUGGCGACUACCUACACAUUCCCGACAAUGGAACCCGUUCAGUUCGUGGAAUACCCCCGAAACCACCUCAUGAUGCCGCUCCGAAAAGACAUCCUCCACCGCGCGGUUGUAUACGAGGGUGACAUGACCCGACAAGGUACAGCGAGCACCAAGUGGAGGGCCGACGUACACGGAAGCAACCGGAAACUCCGCGCGCAAAAGGGAUCUGGAAAAGCGCGCGUCGGUGACAAGAAAUCGCCAAUUCGACGGGGCGGUGGUGUCGCUUUCGGUCCUCAUCCGCGAGACUUUUCGACUGAUCUUCCCGGCAAGAUCUACGACCAGGCCUGGCGCAUUGCGCUCAGCUACCGGUACAGGCGGGGGCAGCUUAUCAUCAUCGACAACCGGAUCGGUAUUCCGGAAGACGCUACGCCGCACCUGAUCAAGGAGAUCUUCAAGGUCAACCGUUGGGGGCGGGAGUUCGGCCGGUCUACGAUCAUCACAAACAAGUUGCACGAGGAGCUGUUUGAUACGGUGAGCCAAGUGGGAGAGGACGCGAAGAUCCUCGAUCGUGAAGACGUCGACGUGAAGGACUUGCUGGAGACUGGGCGAUUGAUCGUGGAGAAGAAGGCACUGGAUCGCAUUCUGAAGGAGCACUCGCGGGAUCUGGAAAGUAAGCCCGCGAAGGCUACAUAUUGA
Aspergillus mulundensis is the source of this 912-nucleotide messenger RNA. Its product is annotated as mitochondrial 54S ribosomal protein uL4m. Gene Ontology annotation, biological process: translation. The coding region runs from base 1 to 912 and encodes 303 amino acids. The record is from RefSeq and is a predicted model, not a curated record. Lineage: Eukaryota; Fungi; Ascomycota; Eurotiomycetes; Eurotiales; Aspergillaceae. Gene Ontology annotation, molecular function: structural constituent of ribosome. Gene Ontology annotation, cellular component: ribosome. The transcript has a single exon.